AUUAUCAGUUUGGAAAAAGACAUAUAAUAAGCAAAACACCUACAUUUAUUAAAACAAUUAAAAAUUGUGAAUAUCAUAAAAAAUGAAUUUCAAUAAUUUGUUCGUUGCUUUGGUUUUGGCCGUAUGCCUGGGACAAAGUGAGGCUGGCUGGUUGAAAGAUUUCGGAAGGAGAAUUGAACGUGUCGGCCAACAUACUCGUGAUGCCACCAUCCAGGCCAUCGGUGUGGCGCAACAGGCAACAGAUGUGGCAGCAACGUUGAAAGGAAAAUAAAGGAGGUUUUGCAUGAAAUAAUUUUAAGGAUAUGAUAGGCGUUAUUUAUUUUGAAUAAAUAAAUGUAAAAAAUAAAACAAA
Molecule: messenger RNA, 352 nt
Organism: Musca domestica (house fly)
Lineage: Eukaryota; Metazoa; Arthropoda; Insecta; Diptera; Muscidae
Product: sarcotoxin-1D-like
Exons: 2
Coding region: 83-271 (62 amino acids)
Biological process (GO): defense response to Gram-positive bacterium; antibacterial humoral response; defense response to Gram-negative bacterium
Cellular component (GO): extracellular region
Source: RefSeq, a predicted model, not a curated record